AUCUAGGAAUUUAUUGCUAAAGCCUUCAGCUCAACCAACUCUUCUAACGCCAUGUCUCAGUUAAAUUCAUCUACCAAUCUUUAAAGGCCUUUCGACAACAAUUGAAUCCCCAUAUAUCUUUUGCACAUAACAAUGCCGGAGUUGUACUCUGUGAAGGUGGAAGAGGCAAGGCCUGCAACUCAUGAAAAGCCAUCAGCAGGUCCUGUCUACAGGUGCAUUUAUGCCAAGGAUGCUUUGACUCAGUUACCUUCUCAUUUUCAAUCUCCAUGGCAAUUCUUCAGGGACACGACAACGAGGUGCCCCAGCAACCCAAUGCUGGGUCGGCGUCAAAAAUCCGAUUCCAAGGUGGGUCCCUAUCAAUGGAUCACAUAUCAGGAGGCUUAUGAUGCUGCCAUACGAAUGGGUUCCGCCAUGAGAAGCCGUGGUGUCAAUCCUGGAUACCGUUGUGGCAUAUAUGGGUCCAACUGCCCCGAAUGGAUAAUUGCAAUGCAGGCUUGCAAUAGCUAUGCAGUAACCUAUGUCCCAUUAUAUGACACCCUGGGUCCUAAUGCCGUGGAGUUUAUCAUAAACCAUGCUGAAGUUUCGAUUGCAUUUGUACAGGAUAGCAAGAUUCCUUCUGUUUUGUCAUGCCUUGAUCGGUGGUCAAGUCUUAAAACUAUUGUGAGUUUUGGUAAUGUUUCAACCACACAAAAGAAGGAAGCUGAGGAGCUUGGUGCAUCUUGCUUCUCGUGGGAAGAGUUUCUCCAGAUGGGAAAUAUCGAUUUAGACCUUCCACCGAAAAAGAAGACUAACAUCUGCACAAUAAUGUACACAAGUGGAACAACAGGCGAACCCAAAGGCGUCAUUAUUAAGAAUGAGGCUUUCAUGACUCAAGUGUUGUCUAUUGACCAAAUACUUAAUUUAACUGACAGAGUGGGAACAGAAGACGACGUGUACUUUUCUUUCCUUCCUCUUGCUCAUGUAUAUGACCAGAUAAUGGAGACCUAUUGCAUUUAUAAGGGCUCCUCAAUUGGAUUUUGGCAAGGCGAUGUUGGAUUCUUAAUGGAAGAUAUUCUGGCACUGAAACCAACUCUAUUUUGUGGUGUUCCUAGAGUUUAUGAUCGUGUUUAUGCUUGUAUCAGUAGCAAAAUUUCAUCUGGAGGAGCACUGCAAAGUACAUUGUUUCAAUAUGCAUAUAACUACAAGUUGGGAUAUCUGGAGAAGGGUCUUCCCCAAGACAAAGCAGCACCUUUGUUUGAUAAGCUUGUGUUUGAUAAGAUAAAACAAGCAUUAGGUGGACGGGUUCGCCUCCUAUUAUCAGGAGCUGCUCCUUUGCCUAGGCAUGUGGAGGAGUUUUUGAGGGUCACUUUUGGAGCUACUAUGUCACAAGGAUACGGUCUUACCGAAAGUUGUGGUGGGUGUUUCACUGGAAUAAGUAAUGUGUUUUCUAUGAUGGGAACAAUUGGAGUCCCUAUGACAACCAUUGAGGCCAGGCUUGAAUCUGUGCCAGAGAUGGGGUAUGAUGCACUCUCCAGUGAAGCCCGGGGAGAAAUUUGCCUUAGAGGGAAUACCUUGUUCUCUGGUUACCACAAGCAUCAAGAUCUUACUGAAGAGGUUAUGGUUGAUGGUUGGUUUCAUACAGGUGACAUUGGAGAAUGGCAGCCAAAUGGAGCCAUGAAAAUUAUUGAUAGAAAAAAGAAUAUCUUUAAGUUGUCUCAAGGAGAAUAUGUUGCCGUGGAGAAUAUUGAAAACAAAUACUUACAGUGCCCCCUUAUAACAUCGAUUUGGGUCCAUGGAAACAGUUUUGAAUCUUUCUUGGUGGCAGUGGUGGUCCCUGAAAGAAAGGGCCUUGAGUAUUGGGCAGUGAAGCAUAAUUCUACAGAUGAUUUCAAAUCUUUAUGUGAAAAUCCAAAGGCAAGAAAAUACAUUUUGGAUGAGCUCAACAACACUGGUCAGAAACACCAACUUAGAGGUUUUGAGCUGCUAAAAGCAGUUCAUUUGGAACCAAUUCCCUUUGACAUGGAGAGAGAUCUGAUAACUCCAACAUUCAAGUUGAAGAGACCGCAAUUGCUCAAGCAGUAUAAGGAAUGUAUUGAUCAACUAUACAAGGAAGCGAAGGCAUAGAUGGUGUGAGCCAGGUGUCUAACGGGGAUUAUAUGCAAUUAUACUGAUUCCCGACACAGUUUCCACAGAAUCCAUUCGAAUUUUUUGUACACUUUGGUUCAUUGAGUGAAGUGAAAAGCUACAAACAAAACCUUACAUCGAAAUGGCAACUGAGCAUAUCCACUCUGCAUUCUUAAAAAGAUUACAAAAUGAUAGUUGGAAAUUUUUAUAAGCUUGAUAUUUCGUGGUCUUGCAACUUCUGUUUUUGCUCCAUUUUCUUUUAUUAAGCUAUUUUGGGCCUAGUGUUUUGUUCCCUCAUCAAGUCUAUAAUUUUAGCCAAUAGAAUACAGUUGAUUAGGGUAAUGCUGAACCUGUAUUUUUUUUCAUGCUUGUUAACAAUGCUUUGAUUAUAUGUCGAUAAUGAAAAGUUGAAGAGAUGGCGGAAAUUACACUUUUGAAGUGUGAUAAA
Molecule: messenger RNA, 2551 nt
Organism: Glycine soja
Lineage: Eukaryota; Viridiplantae; Streptophyta; Magnoliopsida; Fabales; Fabaceae
Product: long chain acyl-CoA synthetase 2-like
Exons: 19
Coding region: 133-2103 (656 amino acids)
Biological process (GO): fatty acid metabolic process; wax biosynthetic process; cutin biosynthetic process
Cellular component (GO): membrane; endoplasmic reticulum
Molecular function (GO): long-chain fatty acid-CoA ligase activity
Source: RefSeq, a predicted model, not a curated record